Molecule: messenger RNA, 1511 nt
Organism: Odocoileus virginianus texanus
Lineage: Eukaryota; Metazoa; Chordata; Mammalia; Artiodactyla; Cervidae
Gene: SIRPB2
Product: signal regulatory protein beta 2
Cellular component (GO): plasma membrane
Source: RefSeq, a predicted model, not a curated record
CUUGUAUACGGACCCCAUCAGAGACUCCAACACCCAUCAGAGAGUAGAAUGGUGGCCAGUCUAGGUGACCACAGGAGGUGCCCUGUGCCCCCUCUGAUGCCCACCCUGACCUGCCUGGCUCACUCACCUCCCUGCUCCUGGCUGCUGGCACUGCUCCUUGUCCUCUCUGGACUUUCUGAGCAGAGCAAGGGGAGUGAGUGGCAGGUGCUGCAGCCCGAGGGCCCCAUGCUGGUGGCAGAAGGGGAAACACUCCUGCUGAGAUGUACAGUAGUCGGCUCCUGCACUGAUGACAUGAUAAAGUGGCUCAAGGUGAGCAACCAGAACCAGCAGGAAAUUUACAGCUUCAAGCAUGGCUUCUUCCCCGGGGUGAUGCCUAUGAUCCAGAAGAUGCUGGAGCCACUUAAUUGUGACUAUUCCAUCUACAUCCACAAUGUCACCAGGAAACAUGUUGGAACCUACCACUGUGUGAGAUCUGAUGGCUCAAGUGAGUACUCAGGCAAGACGCUGGAUGAAGGCACCUCCGUGCUUGUGAAGGGACCUGGGAACACAGGGCCAGACCUCUGGAUCAUCCAACCCCAGGAACUGGUGUUGGCAACCACUGGAGACACCGUCUUUCUGAAUUGCACAGUGCUUGGAGUUGGUCCCCCAGGACCCAUCAGGUGGUUUCGGGGGACUGGUCUGAGCCGGGAGGCCAUCUACAACUUUAGAGGCAUCUCCUACUCCAAUGUGACUGCGGUCCAGGCCUCCGAGAAUGAUUUCAGCAUUCUUUUGCAUGGCGUCUCCAUUGAGCAUGCAGGAACUUACUAUUGUGUAAAGUUUCAGAGUAAACUCAACAGGCAGUACCUAUCCGGACAGGGCACCAGGUUGAGAGUCAAAGCAAAUCACACUUCUCUCAAAGAGUCAGAAUUCACCAAGGAACGUACAGCCAAGGUAUUUCCAUCAGGAUUCCUGUCUGUCCUCACACUCGCGGUCCUGGGACUGAAAACUGCGACCUUGGCUGCACUCUUGCUGGCCCUGGUUAUCUGUUGGAGAAGCUCUUGACAAGAAGACAUCAGAACUCCAAGGCCCAGAAGAGGUGUGCUCGUCUUAGCAUGGGUCAUGGAUGACUGGUCCGCCCUAGAGUGGGUCCUCUAAGAGAGGGCCCAGGAAUCCCCGAUCAUUUCUCUGCCUCCCAGCUGCCUUCAAGCCUCAUGAUGAACUCCAGGAUCCUGAUUCCUGUUCACCUGGUGGAAUUCUCUCUUUGGUACUGGGCUCCCCUCCAUUUGCCUUUGUCUCACUGUAUUUCACUGUUUGCUGAACCCAGGGUUGACAAGGAGCGAGCUAAGAGGCUGGAAGAAGAUGCGAGGAGCCGUAGGAACUGUAGACACGUUUAUUCUCUCCUCUUGCGGCUGACCUAGCAGACAAAGCCCUAACGCAGCCUCACUGCCAUAAUGUUAGCAGCCGCACCAUAGCCCCAAGGGCUUUCUCAGGUAGAGUGUAUAUAUGCUUAGAGAACAAAUGUAGCCCGUGGC